Molecule: messenger RNA, 617 nt
Organism: Pipra filicauda (Wire-tailed manakin)
Lineage: Eukaryota; Metazoa; Chordata; Aves; Passeriformes; Pipridae
Product: molybdopterin synthase catalytic subunit
Exons: 5
Coding region: 105-572 (155 amino acids)
Biological process (GO): Mo-molybdopterin cofactor biosynthetic process
Cellular component (GO): cytosol
Molecular function (GO): molybdopterin synthase activity
Source: RefSeq, a predicted model, not a curated record
AGUACAGUUAUGCCGACCAGAAACUACAAGCCAGUGCACCAGUAAAUGAUUAACACGUAUUCAGUAAAUGGAAGACAAUUGCCAGAGAGCCUUUUUAGUGAGAUAUGGAUGAAACUGAAGAUGUGCCAAAAGAUUUUAUCAAGCUCAAGUCUGCAAAGCUCUCUGUAGAUGAAGUGUCAGAGCUGGUCGUUUCACCAUACUGUGGGGCAGUGUCUCUGUUCAUUGGUACUACAAGAAAUAAUUUUGAAGGGAAAAAAGUGAUUCACUUAGAAUAUGAAGCAUAUACUUCAAUGGCAGAGACUGAAAUAAAGAAAAUCUGCAGAGAUGUAAGACAGAAAUGGCCUUCAGUCAAACAUAUUGCAGUGCACCAUAGACUUGGUGUGGUUCCAAUAACUGAAGCAAGUGUAAUUAUUGCAGUCUCCUCUCCACACAGAGCAGAAUCCCUUGAAGCUGUAAUGUACUGCAUCAAUACCCUAAAAGCAUCUGUACCAAUAUGGAAAAAGGAGAUUUAUGAGGAUGAAUAUUCUUGGAAAGAAAACAAGGAAUGCUUUUGGGCAAAUUCAGAAAAAUAACUGUACUCUUUUAAAAAUAAAGUGUUACUCUUCCAAAUGAGCAUA